GGCAAGGGCCUUCCACUCAACAUUGAGGUCAUGGAGCUUGAUCUUCUCUCUUUGGAUUCUGUUGCACAAUUCGCAGAGGCAUGGAAUGCCCGCAUGGCACCAUUACACGUUCUCAUCAAUAAUGCUGGCAUAUUUUCGAUUGGAGAACCACAGAAGUUUUCAAAAGAUGGGUAUGAAGAACACAUGCAAGUGAAUCAUCUAGCUCCGGCUAUGCUUUCCAUAUUGCUUUUACCAUCACUUAUUAGAGGUUCUCCAAGCCGAAUUGUUAAUGUGAACUCUACUGUAAGUCUAGCAAUAUGCCCCUACUACAGAUGGAUAUGUUAUAUACUCAGUUGUUUUUCCCACUUUUGGCACUCAGUUACUGCUUUAAAUGAUCCCUGUUGUUCCAUGAUAUGGAUACUUUAAAAUAAGUUGCAAACUGAACUAUCGGCAUUGGUGAAAACGUUUUAUCUAGUAUGCAUUAAUUUGAAAUAGUAUAAACCAUAAGCUUGGUCGAAGCAAUGAUAUACAGAAAUAUGGGGGUGGUUCAGCAUAGAAUUCAUUAUUUCAGCCCUUUCCUUUUGGAAGCCUUUGCUUUUCUCAUGAACAGCCCGGGCAGAAAAGGUACUUUACUGCUUGGGAAAUUGAAGUUGCCUGUCCUACAUCUUUGUCCUUUAAGAUUCAUGGUGUACGUGUUAAUAAUAUAUAAGGAAAAAAAGAUUACAUACUAUUAGGACUUAGAAGGGGAACCUUGGAGUAACUCGUAAAGUUGCUGCCAUGUGACCAGGAGGUCGUGGAUUCAAGCCGUGGAAAUAGCCAUACAAGGUAAGACUGCGUAUGAUAGACUAGCCCUUUCCUGGACCCCACAUAUAGCGGGAGUUUUUGUGCACUGGACUGUCCUUUAUACUAUUAGGACUUGCUGGCCUUCGCUGCAUAAUGGCAUGAGUAGGUAGAUUAAGAGUAAUUUUGACUUGAAGUUUCAAUAACUGUGGGAUACCCUGAAAGUUUGUGGGCUUGAACUUUUCCUUUUGGACAAUUUCUUUGGGGCGUCAAUUAUUGUUUGAUU
This is a messenger RNA of Capsicum annuum, 1045 nucleotides long. RefSeq names its product dehydrogenase/reductase SDR family member FEY-like. Lineage: Eukaryota; Viridiplantae; Streptophyta; Magnoliopsida; Solanales; Solanaceae. The transcript is spliced from 3 exons. Bases 31 to 405 code for a protein of 124 amino acids. The record is from RefSeq and is a predicted model, not a curated record.